AUGACGGCCACUAUCACGGCUGGCAUGGCACUGGUCGCCUUCAAACUGUCAGGCCACGAUACGUUCCAAGCAACCUACAAACGCAACUACCUACCGAUAGGUGCCUUCACUGCACUGGCGUCCGAAUCCGCCGUAGAACCAGAAGACGCGGAAACCGGUGUGGAGCUUGUAGAGGCGGACGAGCAUGGCGACUACACCCUCACCAGCGUUGUACAGAACUACACACAGCGUGGAGUGGAGCUGAGCGGCUUGGACUGCAGCGCCUACAGCAUCGCAUCCAACUUCGAGCCCACCGCCGCUAUGGCGUCCCCUGCACCAGCUGGCCCAUCUGCAGAACAGCUGCCCACGAGCCCGAUGUCGACCAUACCUCCCAAGAAUGUGGCCUUCCAACCAACGCACCCGCUGUAUCUGACACACGUUCUUCAUCGCCUGGCGCAGCCGAGGUACGUUCUGCUGGGCGGUGCGCUGCCCCGCCGCCCGCAAGAAGGCAGCACCACCGCAGCCGCCGUCGCCUACUACGCAUUUGUCUUAGGCAUCUUCAAGGCUCAUCGCGGCCAACCGGUGGCUGCCGAUCAGACGGUGAAAGAGGCGUACAAUGCAUGGUGGAUGGACCUGGGAUCCACCGAGGCAGGCCGAUUGUACAGAGCCUGUGUAAGUGUCCUGCUAGACAACAUCGAAGCAGAGCACCUCGCCAGCGCCCGGCGCCAGGCCGACUACAACUUGCGACGCCGCCAGCGCCGCGCCACUGCUGCAACUGCCGGUCUGGCCCCGGACAACAGUUCCAGCGACCCGGAUGAUGACGACCCGGAAGCUGCACGAGGCCGCCUCGAACCCGACCCCGCCACACAGCCGCCGCAAGAUGAUCAGGUCGAACGGUACGACUUUGUACCAGGCCAAGGCGACCCGACGCUAGGAAUCAACCUGUCCGAUGUCGCCCUGACGGACCUGUAUGACCGCACCACAGUGGAGGGCCUGUACGCAUACGGUGCAGCUCGGCGUUGCCGUGUACUUCCUCUUCCCAAUGCCCUCGGUGCCAACACCAACCCCUUCAUCCGCCGUGUACGCACCACUGACAUCCCGCUGCUGAGCGAGGCUUCCAAGCGCCUGAAGCGCUACCUAGUCAUCUCCGAAGGCACCGCCACCAUGCCGACCACGACGGACCACACCCCCCAUCUUCGUUUGGAUCGCCACCCCGGCUACCCCCUCGUAGCGGUCAUCGUGACCGACACCCAGCAAACCAACCAUAUCACAGCGGGAAUGCCAACUUACCUACGUCUACCACAGCCACCGAGCAUCGACGACACCAUCGAGCUCUUUACCCUGGCGCCGGAUCAGGCCGUACCAUUCAUGCUCAUGGCACGUUAUUUCGACCGCCGCAACGAACCUGAUCCAGGCGUCCCGCCGCAGAUGCUCAUCAUGGGUCCUCCGGGCACGGGCAAGACUCAGUUCGUACACGCUCUACUGUGGUACACGUAUCAGCAUGACAGUCCUGACUGGGCCGCCACAUGUGCAUACUCCUGGGCUGCCGCGAUCGCCUUCAACACCCCAGUACACCGCAGCCUAUCGACCCACUCCAUGUUCGGCAUCUCAGCCAGUCAAAGCGGCUCCCGUGGCGCCAACCUUCCCAAGCGCGGCGCCCACGCCGGCCUUCAGGUCAAGCGCAACGUCGGUGAUGGGGCCGUCCUCAUCGACGAAAUUGGCAUGCAAAGCCACGAGCACCUCGGCGCCAUCAGCCACUCCUGUACAGCCAAUGUGCCGCCUCCACCACACCUUGGACCCGCCCAUCCCAGCAGCCGUGUCUUGUCCGGUCGCGUUGCUGGCGGAAUCGGCGACCUGCUGCAGCAUCCUCAGCCAGGCGGGUCGCCGCCAUACCGCUACGCCGCCAACGUCGAACAAAACCCCCAGUUCAGUCCCUCGGCACCGUCAGCACAGUGCUGGCCGGCCUCGGUUGACGAACGUGGAGGUGACCAUGCUGACGGCAGCAACAAUGACGGCAGUGAUGCCGAUGACGACACCGGCAACCGUCACGCCACCACCUCCACACGUCACACUCGUCGCCCCGUGCCACAAACGCACACCCGCCUACACGACGGCUUCAACCUGUACCGUCAGCUCGGCGGCACCGUAUUCAUGCUGCAGAAACAGCAGCGGCAAGACAACAGCCCAUCUGGCCAGCAGCUUACCCGCUUCACAACCAUGUUCGGCGGCAUUCAACCCACUGAAGCACGUGUUGCAGAUCUAGUAGACGCACUCAACCAACGCGUCAUCACAGAUUUGUCCGAUCUCACAGACCUCGAACCCCGUGUCGUGCUGCAACGGAACGAACCCAGGCACGCGCUCAACACACGCCUCCUGAUGCUCCAGGCGCGCCGCAAAGGAGCGCGUUUGGUCAGCUGGAACGCGGACCACGUCCCGGUUAGGCAACAUGGCGCAACCCAACAACAGCCGCUCUCCCACGUCGAAAAGGCUGUCGCAAUGCGAGUAAAAGACGCCACCUUCGACCACACCACCGCCGACACUUGGUACUACGAGGGUGCACGCUACACCCUACUCGACACCACUGCUGCCGACGCUGGCGCGUGCCACAACAAUGAAGUCGAGGCGUGUGGCCUGCUUACCGACAGCCGUGAACCGCCCGACGACGGCCGCGGCCCGUACUGGCGCCUCCACUACCUACCUGCAGCCGUCUUGGUCCGUCCCAUUAAAGGGCACGCGCCCAAAGCGGUGCUAGCAGACUUAGCGGACUUCGCAGCCAAAGGUGCUGCCUUCGCCAUCGUACCACGGCCCUCGCCGGCGGCAAACAUCACCGUGCCAGCCGCCAACACCGGCACCGCCACCAAAAAUGUACGUCGAGUCAAUGUACCGCUUGGUGACUACUACGCCGUCACCGACUACUUCGUACAGGGCCGUAGCUUCAAGGAAGAAUGCUGGGUCACGGACCUUUCCGUCCCGCCCGGUGGCCUCAAGCGUGCAACCAUGUACGUGUUGCUCACCCGCUACAAAACACUCGACCACAUCCGCCUCCUGCGCCCGCUCUCUACCACACCCGACGAACGAGCACGAGUCGUCAAACAGUUCAUGGCAGCAACCAAGCUGGACCCCGACCUGGCGGCCGAACUCCGCCUCCUGGAUCGCCGUGCAACCGAAACCCGUGAACGCUAUACCACCGAGUACAAACACGCCAGAAACCUUGAGGAGCGUUGGACCUCCGCAGCCAACACCACCUGA
Messenger RNA from Volvox carteri f. nagariensis, 3228 nucleotides. RefSeq lists its product as uncharacterized. Gene Ontology annotation, molecular function: ATP hydrolysis activity. The record is from RefSeq and is a predicted model, not a curated record. The transcript is spliced from 2 exons. NCBI's taxonomy places the organism in Eukaryota, Viridiplantae, Chlorophyta, Chlorophyceae, Chlamydomonadales, Volvocaceae. The coding region runs from base 1 to 3228 and encodes 1075 amino acids.